AUGAUCAAAUAUUUCCGAUGUUCCAACUUGAGGCGAAAAGUGCGCCUUAAUCCUUCGAUUACGGCCAAAUAUUUAUUGUUGGAUUGGAUCGUGAAAGCAAUCAUCAUUGUUCUGCUAGUAUUUGGACACCCAUCUCUGAAUCACGUUCAAGGUCUCUCCUUGCACGCACUUCCAUUAUCGUCUUUGUCGUCCCUUCCACUGAAAAACACUCCUCACAGUAGUGGGUCUGCAACGCCACGAACAGUAUUCAAAUCAUCCGUUCAAUAUCAACCCAUGUACACUGGUAUGAAGGUCAAAUUAGUGGGUCGUCAAACCAAGUACUUUUACAUUCAAGUGAAUGAUACAGAAAGGUCAGAUCAACAACUUGUGUUCACUGCAAGUGUUAUCUCGUCAACGAAACCAGAUAAUAGGUUUUCCCUUAGUAUAGAUGUCGAUUCAUGUGUUAUUACUUCCUCUAAAUAUCCCAUCAAUGCUGACCUUAAUAGAGAUAAUUAUCAACAUUCUGCCUUAUUUCAAAACUGUAAAAACAUUCCAUACAUGUAUGUGGAUGUAAGUUCUGAUCUGGCAGCACAAGAAUACGGUAAGGUUCAAUUUGGCUUUGAACAGAAACCCUACUCGGACAACACCAUUAUCAUCACCAUUCCAAGCUUUUUGGUUCCUCUAUUAGGUUUGGGAUUUGCUGCCAUUGUAAUGGUGUAUGCCUUUGUAAAAAAGAAGAUGCGACAAACCAUCAACAAGAUUGUGGACGAAUCUCAAGUACCUGAGGAGGACGACGGUAAGGUCGACGAAAAAAAGAAACACAAGAGGGAUAAAAUUGCGCACGAUAAUUCACACAAGAAUAAUACUUCACAAAGUAUUCCACCCUCUCAACCACCAUCUGCGGUAACAUCACGUGUCCAAGUGACUGAGGUCAAUCAAAAAGGUAUUGCUCCUCCAAUUCGAGAAGUGGUCACAAAUUAUUCAAAUGAAGGCAUUGUAAAUUAUGUUCAACCCCAUGUCUACCAGCAACAGCAGCAUGUGAUUGAUCAAAAUAUGAAUUUUCAACCACCAAUUCCUUAUCCUAUUCAAAAUGAUAAUUAUAUUCCUCAACCAAUAUUCAACCCUAUUGGCAUGCAAGGAGACUAUCCUCCCCCACCUUAUCCAAAUACAAUGAACCAAGCAGGAAUGAUUACUAGUACAACAACAACUACAGUUCUUGUUGGUCCUCCCAUUGGUGACAACAAUCUUUCUCACAUCCAGCCUCUAGAACCAUAG
This is a messenger RNA of Naegleria lovaniensis, 1254 nucleotides long. RefSeq lists its product as uncharacterized. Bases 1 to 1254 code for a protein of 417 amino acids. The transcript has a single exon. The record is from RefSeq and is a predicted model, not a curated record. NCBI's taxonomy places the organism in Eukaryota, Heterolobosea, Eutetramitea, Acrasida, Naegleriidae.